Cajanus cajan (pigeon pea) is the source of this 2166-nucleotide messenger RNA. Lineage: Eukaryota; Viridiplantae; Streptophyta; Magnoliopsida; Fabales; Fabaceae. The record is from RefSeq and is a predicted model, not a curated record.
AUGGCUGAUACAGCCACAUACCCCUAUUCUGUGCAAGAUGCACAAAAUGCAUCGAAUCCGCUAUAUAUACAUCCAAACGAGAGUCCCUCCACCGUCCUUGUUUCACCAUCGCUCAUAGACGAGAAUUAUCACAGUUGGUCUCGUGCGAUGAAGAUGAGCUUGUUGACAAAGAACAAGUUGGGAUUCGUUGACGGCACGAUUGUAGAACCAGCCAAGGAAAAUGCAGUUUUUCCUUUCUGGGAACGAGGCAACAUGCUUGUUCUUAGCUGGCUAAUAAAGUCGAUGAGCGUGGAAAUUGCGCAAUCCAUUCUUUGGCGUGAGAAGGCUUCAGAUGUGUGGAAGGAACUCCACGAACGCUUUUCCCAUGCUGAUCUGUUCAGAAUCUUAGAAAUUCAAGAGAAAAUCUUCAGCCAGAGGCAAGGUGAUAACUCUGUCUCAAAAUUUUACACUGCACUAAAAAUUCUUUGGGAUGAAUUAGAUGUUCUGAAUCCCCUUCCUGUUUGUACAUGCAACCCUAAAUGUUCAUGUGGUGCAAUCAAGAAAAUUGAAGAGGAGCGAAAUAAAAAUCAAGUGGUUAGAUUCUUCCGAGGGCUGAAUGACCAAUAUUCAGGUGUUAGGUCACAAUUGAUGCUCUUAGAUAAUUGUCCCAAUGUGAACCGAGUUUUUGCACUGGUUGCUCAACAAGAACGACAAUUUGCCACUGAGAAUGCUUCUAUGCCAAAGGCUCUUAUUGUGGCCAGUGAUGAUGCGUCACACUCGAAGAGAAAUCAAGGGAAUGGUAAUGGUUGGAAUAACAGAUACACUUCCAAGAAAUGUUCAUGGUGCGAAAAAAUGGGUCACACAAUUGACGUUUGUUACAGGAAACACGGUUUCCCUUCUAGUUUUAAGUUCAAAAAUUCCAAAAACAUUGUUCCAAGAUCUGCAAAUAUGUUGAUGACCGAAGAAAAUGAGACCAACUGUCCAGAAGAUUCAUCAGGAAAAGACACACAAGAAAGUGUGCGGUUUGGUUUUACUACAAACCAAUAUCAGAAUUUAUUAGCUCUGCUGCCACAGCAAGAUCAGAGGGACUCCACACAGCAUACUGCUCAUGUGAAAGCUUUUACUAAUUCAAAUCCAACAAGCAAUGGUAAUGCACUAAUCUCUAGAUGGAUCCUGGACACUGGUGCCACGGACCACAUCUCAAAUUCCCUCAGUUACUUUACUGCAUACAAGAACAUACCACCUAUCAAAGUAUCCCUGCCCAAUGGAAUCUUAGUGUCAGCCACCAUUUCUGGCACAAUUCAUCUUUCAUCCAGUUUUGUUUUGACUGAUGAUUCCAAUGCUUGCAAGAUGAUUGGCACAGCUAAAGCAGAAAGAGGCCUAUACAUUUUCACACAAACAUCAUAUAGGACCAAAUUUGAUCCUAGAGCCACAAGGUGUAUUUUUCUGGGAUAUAAAAGUGGCACAAAAGGUUAUAUUGUCUAUGAUAUCAAGACCAGAGAGCUAUCAGUAUCUCGAAAUGUCGUUUUUCAUGAAAAUAUUUUUCCAUAUCAAUUGAAAUCUCCUACCAACACUACUUCCAAUUCUAGUAUUCCCUUGCCAACCUUUAUUCCUACAGAACCUUUUGAUUACACUCAACCACAAACUGAGUCAGAACCUGAAAUACCACAAAAUCCUCUUCUUGAUAGUGAAAUAGCAGAAACAGUAACCACGCCACAUAAUCCUAUACCAACACCACAAUGUUCAACUAAGAGAAUUAUAAAGCCCCCUUCAUAUUUACAGGAUUAUCACUACAACCUUGUUGCUGCCACUGCUGUGCCACAUCAAUCUUCAAGCAAAGGUAAUCUCUAUCCUCUUUCUCAAGUGCUUUCCUAUGAUUGUUUGACACCUUCAUAUCAGUCUUUUAUUUUGAACAUUACCACCACACCUGAGCCCACCAGAUAUUCCAAGGCCGUCAAACAUGAAUGUUGGAGGAUAGCCAUGGAUCAAGAACUAGAGGCAUUGGCAAGAAAUAAUACUUCGGUCCUGGUUGAUAAACCACCUGACAAAAAUCUCAUUGGUUGCAAAUGGGUCUACAAAGUCAAGCACAAACAGGAUGGGACAGUAGAACGACACAAGGCAAGGUUGGUUGUGAAGGGUUACACUCAAAUAGAAGGUAUUGACUUCAUGGAUACCUUUUCCCCGUAG